Messenger RNA from Octopus sinensis (East Asian common octopus), 957 nucleotides. Its product is annotated as ER membrane protein complex subunit 3. Gene Ontology annotation, cellular component: EMC complex; membrane. Gene Ontology annotation, biological process: protein folding in endoplasmic reticulum. NCBI's taxonomy places the organism in Eukaryota, Metazoa, Mollusca, Cephalopoda, Octopoda, Octopodidae. Bases 60 to 827 code for a protein of 255 amino acids. The transcript is spliced from 8 exons. The record is from RefSeq and is a predicted model, not a curated record.
UACAAGAUAACUCUUCCUCUGUUUGGCAGCCAUCACAUUGAUUCUCUCAGACUCUCAGCAUGGCAGAACUUUUGUUAGAUUCCAAUAUUCGAGUUUGGGUCUUUUUACCCAUUGUUGUUAUUACUUUUCUAGUUGGUAUCAUAAGACAUUACGUCACUAUAUUACUUUCUUCAGAGAAAAAGUCAGAACUACAGCAGGUAGCAGACAGUCACGCCUUAAUUCGGAGCCGAAUACUACGAGAAAAUGGCAAAUACAUUCCCAAGCAUGCCUUUAAUAUGCGUAAAAGUUUCUUCAAUGAUGAAGAUAGAGGCUUCUUUAAAACGCAGAAAAGGGAAGCGACUGUCAAAAAUCCGAUGACAGAUCCCACUAUGAUGACUGAUAUGUUAAAAGGAAAUGUUACCAAUGUUCUACCAAUGAUCAUAAUUGGUGGGUGGAUCAAUUGGGCCUUCUCAGGAUUUCUCACCACAAAAGUACCAUUUCCUCUCACAUUACGUUUUAAGCCAAUGUUGCAACGUGGUAUUGAACUUGUAUCACUGGAUGCAUCCUGGGUCAGUUCAAUAUCCUGGUAUUUUCUCAAUGUAUUUGGAUUGAGAAGUAUGUACACAUUAAUCCUGGGACAAGAUAACGCGGCUGACCAAACCAGAGUUAUGCAAGAACAGAUGUCAGGCUCAGCUAUGGUUGCACCUCCAGACCCCAUGAAAGCAUUCAAAGCAGAGUGGGAAGCUCUUGAAAUUUGCAACCAUCAGUGGAUUUUGGAAGGUGUUGAGGAGGAACUAACUGGCAGCGGUAUUCCAGAAACCAUCUACAUAAAAAACAAGUUCUCAUAAUUGUACAAAGUGUGACAAUUUUACACUGAAGUGGAGCAAAAUAUAUUAAAAAAAAAAAAACUGGCUUGUGUUUUUCAUAAGAAAUUGGAUUUUUACAGAUAGCAUCUAACAUUGUAAUCUACUGAUAAAG